AUGAAAGCUCAUGAUGAUCUUAUAUUAAUUUAGAAAUACACAUCAUAAGAAGAUUGCUUGUUUUGUUAGAAAUAUGGGAGAUUGCCAAUUAUAAAGAUCAAUUUUGCUCCGCUUUUGAAUAGAGCACUUUAUACAAAAUAUUCACAAUCUUAAUGGAAAGGUAAAAGAUACGAAGAUUUUUUCUCGACUAAGUCAAUCUAAUGGAUUAUAUAAUUUAAAGAUAACUUAGCAUAUGGUGAUGAAGAUGAGUUAUUCAAGAGAUAUUAUCCCAAGAGCGAUCAACAAAAUAAAUUCGAUCAACUCUUGGAAUAUUACAAAUAUCAUAAAGAUAUACCUAGAAUGUUCAUACCUAAACUCUCAGAUUUGGCUAUUUAUUUUUAUGAGAAAAAGAAACAAUUGGAGUAUAGGAAAAUUAAAAUAAUGUUGGGGAUUCCUUUGGACGAUGCCAGCAACUAUACAGAGUGUGAGAAAUUAAAAGAAGAAAUCAAAGUACUCAACAGUAUCACACAACAAACUCAAGUAUCCAGUCUUUCUCUAUUAAGAGACAUCUUGUAGUAAAAGGGAAGCGAAGAGAUUGUAAACAUUGAUGCAACUUGGAUGACUAUGGCAAACAAUCAAUAGCCCAAGCCUUCACAGACAUCAAAUUUAAAAUUACUCAAACAAUUGAUAUCCAAAAACACAUAAUUUUACAAGCAAAAAUUUAAUACAAAUUGUCCUGAAUAAAGUAAAAGAAAUAGUUAGAAUUCCCCUUAAUAAAAUCUGCAUCUCAAAACUAUCUCUAAAGAUACUUCUUAAAAGUCCUUACUGUCCUCUCAUAAACUCUUAAAUAAUAGCAAUGGAGAUGGUGAAUUUCAUAAAUUCUUAAAAUAGUAGAUGGUAGGAAUCAGCCACUCAAAUCCUUGCAAUAAAAAUAAUGCUCAAUCAUUAGCCAAACCUGUUUAGAUAUCUAAUUAUCAAUCCAAGCAAAGCAGCAUUCAUCACAUUCUCAGCACAAGAAGCAUCUCGUCUGAAUAGUUAAAAUUGAUAUAGUCCCAAUAAAUGCUAAAGCCCAAUUAAUAUAAUAAUAAUAACUAAUAAACAUAACAUAAGAAAAGCCAAACUUAAACUCAUUAUACUGAAAUCAAUUCUCCAAAUAAACAUUCUAAGAAAGCUUCAGAUAUAUUGUACACUAAUAUAGGAAUAGACUUUAAAUAAGCCUUGACUCAUAAAAAAUCGAAGGAAAAGCAUUUUAAAGUUUAUACUUCGUAAUCCUAAGUUCCUUUAUAAGCAAACAUCAAUAUUAACAUCAAUUAAUUAAACAUGAACAACCUCAAUGUUAAAUCUUCAUUUUAACAAUAUAAGGCAAUGCUCGAAAGUCCAAAAGUUCAUCCCAAGAAGAAGACUCAAUCUAAUGUUGAAACCUUAAGGGUCAACAAUGCUAGCACUUCAAAAAGCACGACAUCUUUAAAAAAAACCUAAAUCUCAGUUUAAUAAAUAUAUGCUCAAAAAAUCAAAUAAAAGCAGAAGAUUUAAAACAAAUGA
Molecule: messenger RNA, 1521 nt
Organism: Paramecium tetraurelia
Lineage: Eukaryota; Ciliophora; Oligohymenophorea; Peniculida; Parameciidae
Exons: 6
Source: RefSeq, a predicted model, not a curated record